Molecule: messenger RNA, 2828 nt
Organism: Quercus lobata
Lineage: Eukaryota; Viridiplantae; Streptophyta; Magnoliopsida; Fagales; Fagaceae
Product: G-type lectin S-receptor-like serine/threonine-protein kinase At1g67520
Exons: 9
Coding region: 119-2596 (825 amino acids)
Biological process (GO): protein phosphorylation
Cellular component (GO): plasma membrane
Molecular function (GO): protein serine/threonine kinase activity; ATP binding
Source: RefSeq, a predicted model, not a curated record
UUCGGCACAGUUUAUCUGCUCAACCCAGCAAAGGGUUGUAAGGUUUCAAGCUAGAUGAAACUCCUUUUCCUUUGAUAUGUGAUUUGAUACAACAUCGCUUCCUCUGCCCUGUCCUCCAAUGGCUACCAUAGGAGCAUAUGUUCUCUUUAUUUACUGUUUCACAAGGUUCACGGAGCCUGCCUAUUCCGAAAGUAAUACAUUACUACUUGGCCAACAGCUCAAAGAUGGUCAGUAUUUGGCUUCUGCUUCAGGGAACUACCAGUUAGGAUUUUUUAGUGGCAGUGGAAGAAAACGUUAUGUAGGAAUAUGGCAUAAACAAGCGGAUGCUAAUGUGAGAACAGAUAAGAAGCCACAACCAGUGUGGAUCGCAAAUCGAAACUCCCCAAUCUUUGACAACUCUGGAAUUCUUACAUUCAGUAAUGAUGGCCACUUGAAAAUCUCACACAAUGGUGGAGUGGACAUUGUACUCUUUUCGGUUCCAUUAGUGAACAACACAAGUGCUACUCUGCUAGAUACGGGCAAUUUUGGCAUACAUGAGCUGAAUUCAGAUGGAUCUAUAAAGCAGGUUUUGUGGCAAAGCUUUGACCAUCCAACCGAUACACUUCUGCCAGGGAUGAAACUUGGAAUUAAUACAAAAACUGGGCAUAAAUGGUCACUAACAUCAUGGUCAAGUGACGAAGAUCCUGCGUCAGGCCCUUUAACACUUGGGAUGGACCCCAAUAACACAAACCAGUUGAUCAUCUGGGUGUUUGGUAAAAUCUACUGGGUUAGUGGCCUUUGGCAAAAUUCUAAUUUUAAUUUGCCACACGCAUUAUCAAAUGAUGUAGACUACCAUUUUAGCUACCAUUCAGAAGAGGAAGAAAAGUACUUCAUGUAUUUUGUGUACGAAGAUGUCAUCUCAUUCCAAAGGUUGACAUUAAAGGCAUCGGGCGCUCUUUCUGGUAUGGCCAUGAACACAGAAAAAGAAAUCCUUUCUUGUUGGGAACCAUCCCUACGUAAUGGAUGUUUUGGGGUAACAUCUAGCAGGUGUAUUCCGGGGGAUGGGUUCACGGCUGGAAAGGCCAUCAUGCCUCAGAAUGGAUUCAAAUUCGGCGAAAGGGGUAAACUUACCUUAAAUGACUGUGAGGCCAUAUGCAAGAGCUAUUGUUUUUGUGUUGCCUAUGCUUCCACAAGUGAUGAUGAGAUUGGCUGCGAGAUUUGGGACAAGAGAGAUGGAAUUUUCAUGGAGAAUGAUUCAAAUGCUUCUCGAUAUAUAUACCUCCGCAAUUCACCUUUUGAUUUUGGAUCCAAAGUUGUUUAUGCAGAAAAAUCGCGAGUUUCAUUCCUAUUUAUAAGCAUCAUCAUUGCAACAAUAGGAGGACUAUGUAUGCUGGCAUUAUUAUACUGUUUCGUAUGGAGAAAACAUCGAGCAAAAGCUAAACCACUGAUACGGAUCGUCAUCACAAAAAUAGGAGGUCUCAGUGUACUCAUAUUCAGGUCCAUUCGCUAUAUCAUACAAGAAAAUCUUAGAUAUUGCGCAGGGAAGAGAAAUAGAGAGAAAGAUAUAUUAUUACGUGAGCUAGAAAGAAGAGAUGGUAGGAAGAGCCAUGAACUGCAAUUUUUCAGCUUUGAAAUCGUAGCAUCAGCCACAAACAAUUUUACAACUACAAGCAAGCUUGGAGAAGGUGGGUUCGGAUCUGUUUACAAGGGACAACUACCUGAUGGGCAAGAAGUUGCAAUAAAAAGGCUCUCAAGGAAUUCCGGACAAGGAUUUUUAGAGUUCAAGAAUGAAGCAAUACUAAUUGCCAAACUGCAGCACACUAAUCUUGUUAGGCUGGUUGGAUGUUGCAUUCAUAAAGAAGAGAGGAUGCUCAUCUAUGAAUACAUGCCUAAUAAAAGCCUUGACUUUUUUCUCUUCGAUCCUGCAAAGAAGAAUAUUCUAGAUUGGAAGAAACGUUUCAACAUCAUUCAAGGGAUCCUUCAAGGGCUUCUAUACCUUCAUAACUACUCAAGAUUAAGAAUAAUUCAUAGAGAUCUGAAGGCCAGUAACAUUUUACUUGAUGAUGAGAUGAAUCCAAAGAUUUCGGAUUUUGGUAUGGCUAGAAUAUUUGGAUCAAAUGAUUCUGAAGUAAACACAAACAGAGUUGUUGGGACAUAUGGUUAUAUGCCUCCGGAGUAUGUGAUGGAAGGAGUUUUCUCAACAAAAUCAGAUGUUUUUAGCUUUGGAGUCUUAUUGUUGGAGAUUAUUAGCGGUCAAAAGAAUUAUAGUAGUUACCAUUCUGAACGGCCUCUCAAUUUUAUUGGAUAUGCAUGGGAGUUGUGGGGAGAAGGUAGAGGCUUGGAGUUAAUUGAUACAGCUUUAGGUGAUUUAGAUCACACUGAUCAAGUGUUGAGGUGCAUUAAUGUGGGUCUCCUGUGCGUCCAAGAAAGCUCAGUUGAUAGACCUGCCAUGUUAGAUGUGAUAUUUAUGAUAUAUAAUGAGGCUAAUAAGCUACCUGCACCAAAGCAACCGGCAUUUUUCCUCAGAAGGAAUAUGCCAGAGGCAGGAAUUGUAGAAUGCAGACCAGAAAAUUGUUCAUCAAAUGAUAUAUCAAUUUCAGAGAUGGUACCAAGGUGAAGGGACCUGAGUCUUUCAACCUAUAUCGCCGUAAAGCAAAUUUUACCAUAGAAAGCAACAGUAAUAUCCCAUGUUAACAUGGUGGUUGUGUGCGUCACAUUUUCAUUCUGGGAGAAUUACAGGAUAUAUAUGUCUAUGUAUAUGGCUCUAUGCGCACUGUAGUUUAAAAUUUAUUUGAUUAUCUUCUUGCGAAUGUUAUUAAUUUACACAUGUCAGCAUAUGCUCUACAAAA